GAAAGAGCACGUGCGAGAGAGACACUUGUAAGUCCAGCCAUCGCAAGUCAGACUCCCUCCUUGGAGUCCCGUGAAGUGAGGAUGAUUCCAAAUGUGGUGCCUUUUCACGCUGAUAUAUUCCAUCCUAGUUCUUGGCAGUGCUUAUGAUGUCUUUCAGGAUAGAAAAUCUGUGAACCCUGAAGCAAAUAUGAAUAUUAGCCAAAUAAUUUCCUACUGGGGUUACCCCGAUGAAGAGUAUAAUGUUGUAACAGAAGAUGGUUAUAUCCUUGGCCUUUAUAGAAUUCCUUAUGGGAAGACAAACAGUAACAAUUCAGCUCAAAGGCUUGUUGUAUAUUUGCAACAUGGUUUACUUACCUCUGCCAGCAAUUGGAUUUCCAAUCUUCCCAACAACAGUCUAGGCUUCAUUCUUGCAGAUGCUGGUUAUGAUGUGUGGAUGGGAAACAGCAGAGGAAAUACAUGGUCCAGGAAACAUGUAUACCUAGAAACAAAUUCCAGUGAGUUCUGGGCUUUCAGUUUUGACGAGAUGGCUAAAUAUGACCUUCCAGCUUCCAUUGAUUUCAUAGUGAAGCAAACUGGACAAGAAGAAAUAUUUUAUGUAGGCCAUUCACAGGGCACUACUAUUGCUUUUAUAACAUUUGCAACCAUACCAAAGAUAGCUGAAAAAAUCAAAAUAUUCUUUGCCUUAGCACCAAUUGUUUCUAUUAAACACAUGAAAUGCCUUUUACUUAAAAUGGCAAUCAAGUGGAAGUUAGCAAUCAAGGCACUUUUUGGAAACAAAGACUUCUUCCCUCAAACUUCAUUUAAUAAUUUCCUUGGUUCAAAACUGUGUCCACGACGGAUUUUGGAUAAGAUUUGCCUCCAUACCUUGUUUACGAUGUUUGGACAUGAUUCAAAUAACUUAAAUAUGAGCCGUUUGGAUGUUUAUUUUUCACACAAUCCAGCAGGAACAUCUGUUCAAAAUAUUCUCCACUGGAGUCAGCUUCAAUAUUCUACUCACUUGAAAGCUUUUGACUGGGGGAGUGCUGCUCUGAACAUGGUUCAUUUUAAUAAGACAACUCCUCCAUCGUACAAUGUGACAAAUAUGAACGUGACAACUGCAACUUGGAAUGGUGAGAAGGACUUGUUGGCUGACCCUGAAGAUGUUAAAUUUUUAUAUUCUGAAAUCACAAACAUCAUUUACCACAAAUCCAUUUCUCAUUACAAUCACAUGGACUUUUUGUUUGGAUUAGAUGCCUACCAUCAGGUUUACCAUGAAAUCAUUGAUAUUAUCCAAGAUAAUCUAUAAACAUCCCUGGUAUUUUGUACUUAAGGACUUAAAUACUUCCUAUUCCAAUCCAAUUAUUUUUCUCACUUUUUAUUUUUUACAUAUUUAAAUAAAGAAUUCAACA
Molecule: messenger RNA, 1388 nt
Organism: Dipodomys ordii (Ord's kangaroo rat)
Lineage: Eukaryota; Metazoa; Chordata; Mammalia; Rodentia; Heteromyidae
Gene: Lipj
Product: lipase, family member J
Exons: 10
Coding region: 92-1285 (397 amino acids)
Biological process (GO): lipid metabolic process
Cellular component (GO): intracellular membrane-bounded organelle
Molecular function (GO): hydrolase activity, acting on ester bonds
Source: RefSeq, a predicted model, not a curated record